Molecule: messenger RNA, 1251 nt
Organism: Mycosarcoma maydis (corn smut)
Lineage: Eukaryota; Fungi; Basidiomycota; Ustilaginomycetes; Ustilaginales
Product: aspartic endopeptidase
Exons: 1
Coding region: 1-1251 (416 amino acids)
Biological process (GO): membrane protein proteolysis
Cellular component (GO): cytoplasmic side of endoplasmic reticulum membrane; membrane; lumenal side of endoplasmic reticulum membrane
Molecular function (GO): aspartic endopeptidase activity, intramembrane cleaving
Source: RefSeq, a predicted model, not a curated record
AUGUCGAGUGAUAGAGAUCUUUUUAUCACCUAUGGCGUUCUAAUGGGCGGUGCCGUGGCACCUAUCUACUUUGGAUCGUUCGCAUCGCUCAAGACGCCCAAGACCACUAGGGAUCUGUUGAAAGCUGCGCGCAAGAAGCGCAAGGCUGCAAAAGGUUCGGACGAUUCCGACUCUGAUAGCGACUCGGACUCGGAUUCGGAUUUGGACGAUGAUGACACAUUAGAUCGAGUCACUUCGUCUGAUGCCAUUUGGUUCCCCAUCAUGGGCUCGGCGGUGCUUUUUGGCCUCUUCCUUGUCUUCAAGUACCUGAACAAGGAGUACGUCAACCUGCUCCUCAGCUUCUACUUUGGCUUCAUCGGUUGUCUUGCUCUCAGUCAAGCACUAGUCUCAACCAGCCGCGCCAUUGUAGGUCGCGAGUUGUGGAAGAAGCUACCCAUCUUUCGACUCUAUCUCGAUCAGCGCGGUCAGGGUCGCCUUUUCAAGCUUUCCUUCACCCACGUUGACGUGGCGUUGAUCUUCGUGUCGGCCGUGCUGGUUGGCGUGUAUCUGGUCACCAAGAGUUGGAUCAUCAGCAACUUACUCGCCCUUUCCUUGUCGCUCAAUGCCAUCGCGCUCAUGUCGCUCGACUCGUUUCGCACGGGUGCCAUCAUGCUCGGUGGUCUGUUCGUAUACGACAUCUUUUGGGUGUUUGCUACUCCUGUCAUGGUUUCGGUCGCACGCAACUUUGACGCUCCCAUCAAAAUCGUUUGGCCCAGAAACAUGCUCCAAGUUUUGUUGGCGCUCCAAGCUCGCGAGCCGCAACCCAAGCUGCAAUUCAGCAUGCUUGGAUUGGGCGACAUUGUGAUCCCGGGUAUCUUUGUUGCACUUGCCCUUCGUUACGACCAGCUCGUGGCUAGCGAGGCCAAGCCUUCUUUGGGCUUCACCAAGUCAUACACUCGCUUUGACAAGCCCUACUUCAAAGCAACUCUGGCUGCGUACGUGGCGGGGCUUGCUACCACCAUGGGAGUGAUGCACUUCUUCCAGGCGGCGCAACCCGCGCUGCUGUACUUGAGUCCUGCUUGUACUGGCGCCGUGUUCCUGACUGCUGCGCUUCGCGGCGAGUUCAAGGACGUAUGGAACUGGACAGAUGGCGAGCAAGAGCAAGACAAAGGCAAGGAGCAGACCAAGUUCAACGACAGCAACGGCGCCAAGGAGCCAAAGCAUGGCGUGAGACGGUCCAGUCGCCGAGCAAUUUCCUCCAAAAAGGACUGA